Arabis nemorensis is the source of this 1605-nucleotide messenger RNA. The record is from the annotation of a GenBank genome assembly. Lineage: Eukaryota; Viridiplantae; Streptophyta; Magnoliopsida; Brassicales; Brassicaceae.
AUGGCCUUUCAAGGAAUCAGGGAAGUGGAAAACUAUUUUGUGCCACUUCUUCAGCGAUUCAAAAGCUCAAGGGAAUGGAAGAAAAUCCAUGGCUGCAUCAUCAUACAUGGACUAUCGCAAAGUAGUUUUAUGGUCACUAAAAUGGUGGAUUUGUGCGAUAAGAUCGGUGAUAUGGAGUAUGCAACUCGUCUUUUUAACCAAGUCUCGAAUCCUAAUGUUUUCUUGUACAAUUCCAUCAUUCGUGCUUAUACACACAAUUCAGUGUAUCACGAUGUGAUCCGAAUCUACAAGCAACUGGUGAGGAAGAGCCUUGAGUUUCCAGAUCGGUUUACAUUUCCGUUUAUGUUUAAGUCUUGUGCAAGCCUUGGAUCAUGUUACUUAGGGAAGCAAGUUCAUGGGCAUCUCUGCAAGUUUGGUCCUAAAUUCAGUGUUGUGACUGAGAAUGCGUUGAUAGAUAUGUACAUGAAGUUUGAUGAUCUGGUGGAUGCACAUAAAGUGUUUGAUGAAAUGUCUGAGAGAGAUGUUAUAUCUUGGAAUAGUUUGCUUUCUGGAUAUGCACGGCUUGGGAAGAUGAAGAAAGCAAAAGCUUUGUUUUGUUUGAUGCCGGAUAAAACGAUUGUAUCUUGGACCGCAAUGAUUUCAGGGUACACGGGGAUUGGGUGUUAUGUAGAAGCCAUGGAGUUGUUCCGUGAAAUGCAAUUAGCUGGUAUUGAGCCUGAUGAGAUUAGUCUCAUUUCUGUUUUACCGUCGUGUGCACAUCUCGGUUCUCUUGAGCUGGGGAAAUGGAUCCAUAUGUAUGCGGAGAGAAGGGGAUUUCUGAAACAGACUGGUGUUUGCAAUGCUCUUAUCGAAAUGUACUCAAAAUGCGGUGUGAUCAGUCAAGCUAUCGAAUUGUUCGACCAAAUGAAGGGGAAAGAUGUCAUAUCGUGGAGUACAAUGAUCUCAGGGUAUGCACAUCAUGGGAACGCUGAUGGAGCAGUCAAAACAUUCAGUGAAAUGCAGAGAGCGAAGGUGAAGCCUAACGGAAUCACAUUCCUUGGACUUUUAUCAGCUUGUUCACAUGUUGGGAUGUGGGAACAAGGGUUGAAUUAUUUUGACAUGAUGAGACAAGAUUAUCAGAUAGAACCCAAGAUUGAACACUACGGUUGUUUGAUAGACGUUUUGGCAAGAGCAGGGAAACUGGAACGAGCUGUUGAAAUAACAAAAACAAUGCCGGUGAAACCCGACUCGAAGAUUUGGGGUUCACUGUUGAGCUCCUGCAGAACACGAGGCAAUCUUGAUGUUGCUCUGGUUGCAAUGAAUCAUCUUGUUGAGCUAGAGCCAGAGGACAUGGGGAAUUAUGUUUUGCUUUCCAAUAUAUAUGCAGAUUUGGGGAAAUGGGAAGAUGUUUCGAGGAUAAGGAAGCUUAUCAGAGACGGAAACAUGAAGAAAACACCAGGAUGUAGUUUAAUAGAGGUGGACAAUGCUGUUCAAGAAUUUGUUGCAGGAGACGAGAGUAAACCUUUUUGGACAGAGAUCUGUCUAGUGUUGCAAUUGUUUUCUUCUCAUCAGGAUCAGGAAGUGAUUAGAAACAACAAUAUUCUCGCACUUAUAGGCAUGGUUUAA